AUGGCUCGUCGAUCUCUGCAUGGUUACAUAUUCAAGCCAACCGACAAGGAGUUGAUGCAAUAUUUGGAGGGUUUCGUCCUUGGAAAACCUCUCAAACACACCUCUGAUUUCAUCGCACUGGAAGAUCUUUACGGAGAGAAAGAACCCGCUGAGAUUUUCGGCUCCGGCGACCCUAUGACUCGCUAUUACUUCACCCAGUUGAGGAGAAAAUGUCAGCGUGGCUCAAGAUUCUUGCGCCGCGUCGGAGACCGCGGGACGUGGAAGGGCCAGGACGCAGGACAUCCCAUCAGAGUCCGCGACAAAGUUAUGGGAUUCAGGAAAAGCUUGAAAUACGAGACCAAAAAAUCAAAAAGCAAGGACGGGCUGGGCGACCACCCAAGGGAGGAUUGGCUCAUGAAGGAAUAUUCCCUGUCCAAUGAUUAUCUCCGAGAUAAAAACGUUGUACUCAAGGAUGUUGUACUCUGCCGGAUAAGGAGAGUCGUUAGAAGCACAUCAGGAAGCAGUGAAUCGUCUACUCUGAAUAUUAAUGAAAAUGAUACGCCGUUGGAGAUUUACAAUUGGCCGGAAAAUGACGUUGUAUCUCUACCACCCUCGGAAACUUCAACUUUGGCCCCCAUCGCCGCAGAGGUUUCCAGUGGAGUUGAUGAUGCAAAUGGAGGAGUGAUCGCUAUGGACAAUCAUACAUUACAGGUGGAUGAAUUCAAUGAAUUGGAUGAAUUGUUGAGGAGGCUGGAAAACGACGACGUUACGGUAUCUCUGCCACCCUCAGAAACUUCAACUUUGGCCGCCGCACAAGUUUCCAGUGGAGUUGAUGAUGCAUAUGGAGGAGUGAUCGCUAUGGAAAAUGAUAGAUUACAGCUGGAUGAAUGGGAUCAACUGUUGAGGACGCCGGAAAAUGAAUCUCUGCCACCCUCUCAAACUUCAACUUUGGCUGCCGCAGAGUUUUCCAGUGGAGUUGAUGAAUUGGAUGAAUUAUUGAAGAAAAUACCACCACAUGAUGUUUUGGAGGAUUACAAUUUUUGGAAUUUUAAGGCCUAA
This is a messenger RNA of Ipomoea triloba (trilobed morning glory), 1038 nucleotides long. Its product is annotated as NAC domain-containing protein 78-like. Gene Ontology annotation, biological process: regulation of DNA-templated transcription. The coding region runs from base 1 to 1038 and encodes 345 amino acids. Gene Ontology annotation, molecular function: DNA binding. The transcript has a single exon. The record is from RefSeq and is a predicted model, not a curated record. Lineage: Eukaryota; Viridiplantae; Streptophyta; Magnoliopsida; Solanales; Convolvulaceae.